GGGGGAGGAACCGGAACCGGCGGUCGCUCGGGGGCGGGGCUUCGCGGGCCGCUGUGGCGGCGGCUGGCGCUGUAUCCGCGGUGGCGAAAUCGGAGGCGGCCGCUGCAUCCUGGAGCCCCAUGGUGCGGGGCGGCGUCCAGGCCACUGGAAGAGUUCGAGGCCCGGUCUGCGCCGGCUGAGUGUGCGGGCCCGUGCAGCUCGGAACCUCCGCCGCCCGUCGAGCCUCUCCGGGCGCGGGCCGGCGGGCCAUGGGGUCCCUGUUCCGGAGCGAGACCAUGUGCCUGGCGCAGCUCUUCCUGCAGUCGGGCACGGCCUACGAGUGCCUCAGCGCCCUGGGCGAGAAGGGCCUGGUCCAGUUCCGAGACCUGAACCAGAAUGUAAGUUCUUUCCAAAGAAAAUUUGUUGGUGAGGUGAAGAGGUGUGAAGAGCUAGAGCGAAUAUUGGUGUAUUUGGUCCAGGAAAUUAAUAGAGCGGAUAUUCCCCUUCCUGAAGGAGAGGCCAGCCCUCCUGCGCCACCCCUGAAACAGGUUCUGGAAAUGCAGGAGCAGUUGCAGAAGCUCGAGGUUGAACUGAGAGAAGUCACUAAGAACAAGGAGAAACUGAGGAAGAACUUGCUGGAACUGAUUGAGUACACUCACAUGCUGAGAGUGACAAAAACCUUUGUGAAACGCAAUGUUGAGUUUGAACCCACUUAUGAAGAAUUCCCGUCCUUAGAGAAUGAUUCUUUGUUGGAUUACAGCUGUAUGCAGAGGCUGGGAGCAAAACUGGGAUUUGUGUCUGGCCUAAUCAACCAAGGAAAAGUGGAAGCAUUUGAAAAAAUGUUGUGGAGAGCCUGCAAAGGGUACACCAUUGUGUCCUAUGCAGAACUGGAUGAGUCCCUUGAAGACCCUGAAACAGGGGAAGUCAUAAAAUGGUAUGUCUUUUUAAUAUCCUUUUGGGGAGAGCAGAUUGGCCACAAGGUUAAGAAGAUAUGUGAUUGCUACCACUGCCACGUAUACCCCUAUCCAAACACAGCCGAGGAGCGGAGGGAGAUCCAGGAGGGGCUGAACACGCGCAUUCAAGAUCUCUACACUGUGCUGCACAAAACUGAGGACUAUUUGAGGCAAGUGCUAUGUAAAGCGGCUGAGUCUGUCUACAGCCGUGUGAUCCAGGUGAAGAAAAUGAAGGCCAUCUACCACAUGCUGAACAUGUGCAGCUUCGAUGUGACCAACAAGUGCCUCAUUGCCGAGGUCUGGUGUCCUGAGGCCGAUCUGCAGGACCUGCGCCGGGCGCUGGAGGAGGGCUCGAGAGAGAGCGGUGCUACAAUCCCCUCAUUCAUGAACAUAAUCCCCACAAAAGAGACACCCCCAACUCGGAUCCGCACCAACAAAUUCACCGAGGGAUUUCAGAACAUUGUGGAUGCUUACGGAGUUGGAAGCUACAGAGAAGUCAAUCCAGCUCUCUUUACCAUCAUCACCUUCCCGUUUUUAUUUGCUGUGAUGUUUGGAGACUUUGGACAUGGCUUCGUGAUGUUUUUAUUUGCCCUCUUGUUGGUGUUAAAUGAAAAUCAUCCCAGACUAAAUCAGUCACAGGAGAUCAUGAGGAUGUUUUUUAAUGGCCGUUAUAUCCUCUUGCUGAUGGGGCUGUUCUCGGUGUACACCGGCCUCAUCUACAAUGACUGCUUUUCAAAGUCAGUCAACCUGUUCGGCUCCAGGUGGAAUGUGUCUGCCAUGUACAGCUCCAGCCACACCCCCACAGAGCAGAAGAAGAUGGUGCUUUGGAACGACAGUGUCGUCAGGCACAACAGGGUUUUGCAGUUGGACCCAAGCAUUCCUGGAGUGUUCCGAGGCCCUUAUCCCCUUGGCAUUGAUCCUAUUUGGAACUUGGCCACAAAUCGCCUCACUUUUCUAAACUCUUUCAAAAUGAAAAUGUCUGUGAUUUUAGGAAUCAUUCACAUGACUUUUGGAGUUAUUCUGGGAAUAUUUAACCACUUGCACUUCAAGAAGAAGUUCAAUAUUUACCUGGUUUCCAUCCCAGAACUUCUCUUUAUGCUCUGUAUCUUUGGAUACCUUAUAUUUAUGAUUUUCUACAAGUGGCUGGUUUUUUCAGCAGAAACCUCCAGAGUUGCUCCCAGCAUACUGAUUGAAUUUAUUAACAUGUUUUUAUUCCCAGCCAGUAAAACAAAUGGUCUUUACACAGGGCAGGAGCAUGUCCAGAGAGUGCUGCUGGUUGUCACAGCAUUGUCGGUCCCUGUCCUCUUCUUGGGAAAGCCACUGUUUUUGUUGUGGCUUCACAAUGGGCGUAGUUGCUUCGGGGUGAACCGGCGCGGUUACACACUUGUAAGGAAAGACAGUGAGGAGGAAGUGUCCUUGCUGGGAAACCAAGAUGUAGAAGAGGGAAAUAACCAGAUGGAAGAUGGAUGUCGAGAAGUGACGUGUGAAGAGUUUAAUUUUGGAGAAAUACUAAUGACUCAAGUAAUCCAUUCCAUUGAGUACUGUCUGGGAUGCAUCUCCAACACCGCCUCCUACCUGAGGCUCUGGGCGCUCAGCCUGGCUCACGCACAGCUGUCCGAUGUCCUGUGGGCCAUGCUGAUGCGCGUGGGCCUCCGUGUUGACACCACCUAUGGCGUCUUGCUGCUGCUCCCGGUUAUCGCGCUUUUUGCGGUUUUAACCAUUUUCAUCCUUCUGAUCAUGGAAGGGCUUUCUGCGUUUCUUCACGCCAUACGCCUCCACUGGGUAGAAUUUCAGAACAAAUUCUACGUUGGUGCAGGCACCAAAUUUGUUCCUUUCUCAUUCAGUCUACUUUCAUCGAAGUUCAGUAACGACGACAGUGUGGCAUGAUCAUCUUGCUGUAACCAACAAGCCCUCCCAUGUGUGGAGAAUUAUCAUGUUAUAGAAUUUCACUUAUGUCAGAUUUAUGAUAGGAAAAAUUCCAUCUUCAUUGACUGCCUUAUGACAUAGCCAAAUAAUUCUGUAAGAUAUACCUCUUCCUCAUAUGUUAAAUAUUUUCUAAAGUUUAUCAAUUUGAGAUAUAAAAAUUUCUUUUGUUUUUUUUUUUUUAUGAUGAGCAAAUAUAAGUUAAUGCCAAAUGUUAUGUUAAAGGUAUUUUUUCAAAUACAGGAUUGGGAGAGAGAAACCAAUUUUGAAUGACUAAUUGAAAAUGGUAUUAGACACUUGAUUCCUUAAAACUUUAUUUUUUAAAAAAACAGUUAAUCUGUCACCUGAGAUUGUCAGAUGAUACUUUCCAACAGUUGAAAUAUGGAUAGUUUUAAAAAAAAUUUAAUGAUGGGUAAUCAAAACAUUCACAUGUAUUCUGCUUGAUUAAAAGAUAUGCAAAGUUUUGUGUUUUUUUGAGAUGAAGUCUUGCUCUGUUGCCCAGGCUGGAGUGCAGUGGCACAACCUCAGCUCACUGCAACCUCUACCUCCUGGGUUCAAGCGAUUCUCCUGCCUCAGCCUCGAGAGUAGCUGGGAUUACAGACGCCCACUACCAUGACAGGCUAAUUUAUUUGUUUUUUUAUAGAGAUGGGGUUUCACCGUGUUGGCAAGGCUGGUGUCAAAUUCCUGACCUCAAGUGAUCCACCCGCCUCGGCCUCUCAAAGUACUGGGAUUACAGGCGUGAGCUACUGUUCCUGGCCAAAAAUAUGCAAACAUUUUUUAUCCUGUGCUACCUAGAAUUAUAAGUAGAGGAUUGUUUUUACAGUUUUGUCUUGUUUUAGUAAUUGGGGACAAUGGGAUAAAAUAACAUACAACAAAUGGUUAUCCCACUUGUAUAUUUUUUUAAAGACUCUUAUCCUGUUAUCCUUACAUAAAACCAGUUAUGAUAAUUGUAUGCUUGGAAAGGUAAAUUGUAUACUGGGCCUUAAAACCCAGUGUGACUCUAGAAGGUAUAAUGUGGACAUGAUUUGAAUUUAGUGACAGCUUGGCUGAUUUCACUGAACCAAAACGCUUUAUAGUGAGUGAAGGUAAGGGAAAAAGUAGUAUUUUGUAUAUUUUUAUAACAAAAUAUAAAUGAUGAUAUUUUAUCAUGAAGAGAUUACACUUAUCCUUGAGAACAGUCUAAUGAUAGUUUUUUUACUUUCAGACUAUUUCUAGUUAAAGGUCUGAUAAAAGUAUUUAGAGUUAAUUUAAACUUCCAAAUUGUUUAGAUCAGUUGAAAACUAAUUCUUGAUAGCCACUAUUUUAUAAUCUUUAGUUUAAAUUCAUCUAUUCACUUGACAUUUAGUUUUUUGUGAACUUGAGUCAGUCCUAUUGAACAUUCUGAUCUAUAUUCUUGCAAAUCAUGUUAAUUUUUUAUAUUUUAGUUUUAGACAAUUAUUUUCAGAAAUCUGACUUUUUUUUCCACCUUUUUAACAUUGUGAUUAAUACGCAUUAAAAGGCUAUUUGUCCCUAUCCUCCUUUAUCCUGUUUCGAGGGGGAGAGCUUGUAACUUAUGUCACAAGCUGAGAUCCUGGAGUGCUGAGUUCAACGUAGCUGUGCAGGUGACUUCAAGGCAUGAGCAGAACAGCGUUGACAUAGCUGUGACUCUUCAAAUUAAACCCUUUCAAUUACAGUACACAUUCUGUGUGCUGCUUGAUGAGAUGUCACCCAAGGCCAGCUUGGGUUUACUGCUUUUUGUCUCUCAAAUUAUCAAAUAAUGCUGACAAAACACUUGAAAAUAAUUCUGCUCUCAAAGUGAUACUUCUCUAGAAAGGUGUCAUGUCGGGCACUCUUGUUGGGUGACUGUGACAUCCCAGAAGUGCUGGUCAGGUUUCAGCGGCUUUCACCUAGAUCCAUGCUUCCACUAGGGGUCAUUUGUGUUGUUAACCUUGCUCCAAGGAUCUGUCAUAAAAACAACAGUAACCACUUCAUCCCUCGAAGCCCAAGACUUCAGGGCACUGUUAACUGAUUGGUAAAUAAGAGAUGUUUGCUGGCGUUGUUUACUGCUCCCUACUGUAAUUCUCACGGGGCCACUUUUUAACUCUUUCUAAUUCACACCUCUUCUUAGGCCAUAGAGCAGAGGAUGCAAUAAUUUCUCUGUUGAAAUCUCCGUAGUAGUUAUGUAGAAUGUCAUUAUGUGAAAAACAAUUCAGAAUCCUCACUUCCUGGAAAGGUAGUUUGCUAAUGGUGUUUAUAGGUGCCAGGGCAAUUCCUGUUUUUUGUUUUUGUUUUUUUUUUUUCUCUAAAGCCAUGGGCUCCAGUGUCAUGUUACCAGAGUUGUUGCUCAGUUUUGCUUGUUUUUCAGCCUUUUGCUAGAACCUAUUAUGUGUCUAGUUUUUAAAACAUACUUCAUUCCUUGAAAGCAGAAAUCCAGAGGAAAGAUGGCAGGUUGUGUGGAUGAUGCUGAAUAUGUUUAUUUUCCUAAAGAUAAAUGUCACGACAGCCACAUUUUUCCGUUUUCAUUGAGAUGUUUAUUACCAUGUGUUAACAGAAUCCUAAAAUAAAUACCCAAGGGAUUUCUUCUAAAUAGAAUUUGAUUUCAACCUG
Molecule: messenger RNA, 5441 nt
Organism: Saimiri boliviensis boliviensis (Bolivian squirrel monkey)
Lineage: Eukaryota; Metazoa; Chordata; Mammalia; Primates; Cebidae
Gene: ATP6V0A2
Product: ATPase H+ transporting V0 subunit a2
Biological process (GO): proton transmembrane transport; vacuolar acidification
Cellular component (GO): vacuolar proton-transporting V-type ATPase, V0 domain; vacuolar proton-transporting V-type ATPase complex; plasma membrane
Molecular function (GO): ATPase binding; proton-transporting ATPase activity, rotational mechanism
Source: RefSeq, a predicted model, not a curated record